UCUAUCUCCACAAUCUAACAAUUUCACCUCUUACCAUUAGUCUUAAUUUGUUAGUAUCAUUACACUUCCUUUGUUACUACUUACUACCUUAAGGAAAACAUACAAAUGGCCUUCUCUGCAGGAAAAUCUUUUGGACUUUCCACAACUUUUGAUCCCUUGCAGCAAAAAUUCUUAAAUUCUAAGCCUUAUGUUACGUCAUUUUUCUCCAAGAAAAUUGCCCUGCCAAAGUAUGACAAGGCCAAUGAUAUUAUGUCCAAAAAGCCUCUGUAUAUUUCAGCAGUAAGUGGAUUUGGUUAUGUUGAUGAACCAAAAGAGUCAAAAUCUAAGGACCAGUUAGUCCAAUGCAAUGCCUAUGAAGCUAGCAGGCCACAAUCUAUACCAAUUAACAUUGAAUUUGAUCAAGAAACUCAGGUUGCUGCUGCUCAGAAACUCAAGAUUGGGCUUUACUUUGCAACAUGGUGGGCUCUGAAUGUGGUGUUCAACAUUUAUAACAAGAAAGUGUUGAAUGCAUUUCCAUUUCCAUGGCUUACUUCUACUCUUUCACUUGCUGCUGGCUCACUAAUGAUGUUGGUUUCUUGGGCUACCAGAAUUGCUGAAACUCCCAAGACAGACAUUGAUUUCUGGAAAGCAUUGUUUCCUGUUGCUGUGGCACAUACAAUUGGACAUGUUGCUGCAACAGUGAGCAUGUCAAAAGUUGCAGUUUCAUUCACACACAUAAUCAAGAGUGGAGAGCCUGCUUUCAGUGUUUUGGUUUCAAGUUUGCUUUUGGGUGAAACUUUCCCAUUGCCAGUUUACCUUUCACUUCUGCCAAUUAUUGGUGGUUGUGCACUUGCUGCUGUUACUGAGCUCAAUUUCAAUCUAAUUGGGUUUAUGGGGGCUAUGAUAUCAAACUUGGCAUUUGUAUUCAGAAACAUAUUCUCAAAGAAAGGGAUGAAGGGGAAGUCUGUUGGAGGGAUGAAUUACUAUGCUUGUCUUUCCAUGAUGUCCCUUUUGAUACUUACACCCUUUGCCAUUGCUGUGGAGGGUCCACAAGUAUGGGCACUUGGAUGGCAGAAUGCAGUAUCCCAAUUUGGUCCUAAUUUUGUAUGGUGGGUGGUGGCACAAAGUGUGUUCUAUCACUUGUACAAUCAAAUGUCCUACAUGUCCCUAAAUGAGAUCUCCCCACUGACAUUUAGCAUUGGUAACACUAUGAAGAGAAUUUCUGUCAUAGUUUCUUCCAUUAUCAUCUUCCAAAAUCCAAUUCAACCAGUCAAUGCCCUUGGUGCUGCCAUUGCAAUUUUUGGAACUUUCCUCUACUCACAGGCAAAGCAAUAAGAAGUUUGGCAAGUAAGAUGAAAUGGAGAAAGGGAGGAGAUUCUGACUUAAGUUAUUAGGAGUACAAAUAUGGGCAAUAGUGGGCUAACAUUUGUAUAAUUGAAGAUUGACAGGACAUUAUAAAAUAUUAGUCCAGUAACUAAAAGCAGUAUUGCUCCGUAUGCACCAAAUGAUAAGAAGUAAAUGUUCAUGUAUGAAUGACUUUGGCUUUUUGAGUGAUGGAGAAGUCGAAAAAAGAAAAAUAGAGAUGCCCCUUCAAAGCUGCAAAUCUCUAUCCAAGAUUUUGUAAUAUACUCAUAUGAUUGUGGAUUGAUAUAUAGCAAUGUUGUACUAUGAAGAGUUAAUUUGUAAUUAUAAAUUCAUCAUUUUCGGUCAUG
Molecule: messenger RNA, 1691 nt
Organism: Lycium barbarum (goji berry)
Lineage: Eukaryota; Viridiplantae; Streptophyta; Magnoliopsida; Solanales; Solanaceae
Product: glucose-6-phosphate/phosphate translocator 2, chloroplastic-like
Exons: 5
Coding region: 106-1314 (402 amino acids)
Biological process (GO): transmembrane transport
Cellular component (GO): Golgi apparatus; membrane
Molecular function (GO): phosphoglycerate transmembrane transporter activity; triose-phosphate transmembrane transporter activity; antiporter activity
Source: RefSeq, a predicted model, not a curated record